Molecule: messenger RNA, 3732 nt
Organism: Brienomyrus brachyistius
Lineage: Eukaryota; Metazoa; Chordata; Actinopteri; Osteoglossiformes; Mormyridae
Gene: slc38a9
Product: solute carrier family 38 member 9
Exons: 15
Coding region: 481-2151 (556 amino acids)
Biological process (GO): amino acid transmembrane transport
Molecular function (GO): amino acid transmembrane transporter activity
Source: RefSeq, a predicted model, not a curated record
AUCCAUAGCAUAUCCUGUAUGAAUGCGGGGAAAAUGUUUACAAAUUGAAUGUCAUACAAAACUUUUUUUUUUUUUAUCAAAGGUGUCACAGGAAUCCCAGUAAUUUAUAUAAAAGGAUCUGUUGUUCGGGAUGACACAUGCUACGAAUAAACUGCCGACAUUUGAGGAAAUCGUAAUUUUUUUUAGUGGUUAGUGAAGGUUCUUGGUUUGCUAGGUGCGCUGUACAGUAGGUAGCCAGUCUUCCGGGGAGGCUUUUUGGCUUAUUGACUGAAGAAGUUGGUUGACUAGUAGUGACACUAAUUAGUCACAAAAUAGUUUUAUUCGUCGUAUGAAUUAGUAGGAUUAAACUAGUUUUGAGUACAGUCAUUUCAUCUGAAACGAAAGGCAGACUUGAAACGGGUCAUUAAACACAUACGUCGACGUUGAACUGCCAAUACGGUGAUGACUUGUAAAUAAGAAACGUGCCGUGACACUGACAAUAUGGAGGAUGACUGGAGGCCGUUGCUGGGCCCUGACUGGUCCGGGGAGAGCUACACCACCCGAAGUGUCACCGAUUCGCUGGACUCAAAGACCAGGAGGCCGUUUCAUGUGGAGCCUCGGAAUAUUGUCGAGGAGGAUCCUCUGGAGCGGGUCUCCGCAGAGGCCUCCAUCAUGAGCAGCAGGGUGAACUACUACAGUCGCCUGACGGGCUCUUCGGACAGACUACUGGUUCCCCCAGACCAUGUGAUCCCAGCUCCAGAGGAGAUUUAUGUUUACAGCCCUUUAGGGACCGCGUUUAAAGUGCACGGAGGUGACGGCUCAGCCAGAAAUCCCAGCAUUGUCACCAUUUUCGCUAUAUGGAACGCUAUGAUGGGGACUUCGAUACUGAGCAUACCCUGGGGCAUCAAGCAGGCUGGCUUUACGUUCGGGAUCCUUAUUAUCGUCUCUGUGGGCCUGAUGACCUUGUACUGCUGUUACAGAGUUCUAAAAUCACCCAAAUCCAUACCAUAUAUCGAUACCUCAGACUGGGAGUUCCACGAUGUCUGUAAAUAUUACCUCGGGGCACCUGGCCAGUGGUCUAGCCUUAUCUUUUCUAUGGUGUCGCUGAUUGGUGCAAUGGUCGUCUAUUGGGUCCUUAUGUCCAACUUCCUGUUCAAUACGGGCAAAUUCAUAUACAAUUAUGCCCACAAUAUCAGUAUGGCUGAUGCUGAUUUUGGAACUAAUGGGACUGACAGAGUGAUCUGUCCGUUCCCGGCUACUCACCCGGAGCGGAACGGCAGCCUCACCCUGUUUGCCCUGAGUGACAACAGCACAGAGGCACCGCUCUUCGAACACCUGUGGAGCAAAACGAACACAGUCCCUUUCUACCUCAUCAUCUUACUCCUCCCACUUCUCAACUUCCGCUCUGCCUCCUUCUUUGCGAGGUUCACCUUCCUAGGCACCAUAUCUGUGAUAUACCUGAUCUUCCUGGUCACACUUAAAGCAUUUCGGUUGGGGUUCCACCUUGAAUUCCACUGGUUUCACCACACAGAAUUCUUUGUCCCAGAAUUCAGAGUGCUGUUCCCACAGCUGACGGGUGUUCUCACUCUGGCCUUUUUCAUCCAUAACUGUGUUAUCACCUUGAUGAAGAGCAAUCAACACCAGCAAAACAACGUUCGGGACUUAUCAGUGGCAUACCUGCUGGUGGGAGUAACCUACCUAUACGUGGGGGUUUUGGUCUUCGCUGUCUUCCCAUCCCCACCGCUCUCUAAGGAGUGCAUCGAGCCGAACUUCCUGGACAAUUUCCCCAGUAGCGACAUUUGGGUGUUCGUCGCACGGACAUGCCUGUUCUUCCAGAUGACCACGGUCUACCCAUUGCUCGGCUACCUCGUACGGGUGCAGAUUAUGGGCCAGAUUUUUGGCAAACACUACCCAGGUUUCUUUCAUGUGCUGUUUCUGAAUGUUGUCAUCGUGGCAGCCGGCGUGCUUAUGGCAAGGUUUUAUCCUAACAUCGGCUCCAUAAUCAGAUACGCGGGGGCGUUUUGUGGCCUCGCCCUGGUGUUUGUGCUGCCCUCGGUGGUGCACAUGAUCUCCCUUCGCCGAAUCGGAAAGCUCCGCUGGCCCUCUGCCACCUUUCACAGUCUUCUGAUAGUUCUGGGGAUUGCCAAUCUGCUGGGACAGUUCUUUAUGUGAUGCCACCUGGUGGACUGCACAUGCAGUGGCAGAAGUCUACGCAACGAGACGGUUGCUCUCUCGCAUACAGGGCCGUCCAAGACAACUGUGUGUGUCAUCUAAAGCAGUGACUAAUUGGCAAGGAAUAUUAAUAUAAAUUUUAUCAAACUCAAACAUCAGUUUGGACUUGAAGCUGGUUUUAAGACCGUGGAUCCUUUAAAGAGUAAAAGCAUCCCUCUCUAUACAUUUAAUAAUUUUAAAUGUUAAUUGCACUUGUUACUGAUAUUUUGGUAUCCAAAUACAAAUUCAGCAGCCACAUGAAUGACAGCGUUUGAACCCCCCCCCCCCCCCCCCCCCCCCGAUGUGAUUGACCCGUUUCUAUAUAAUCUAAAUAAAGUUAAUGGGGUUGCCUGUUUCAGGUGAUUUGGAUCAAUGUGAUAUUUAUAAAUAUAUAGAAAAGUAAUAUUUUUUUUUUUUACCAUGUCUUGCCUAGUAACAGAGAUGUUUCUUACUAAUGUGAACUUAAUGGUGGAAGAUUCCAGAAUCUGUAAGGAUCUUGUUGCCAGGAUGCAGGGGAUUCAAAGAGGCUCAUAAUUUGUAAAUGUGUGGGGACCAAGUGGUUUAAAAGUCCAGGGUUUGUCGUGCUGGUGCCGUCAGUAAUUAUGUAUUUCAGGAUGCCCUCCUCACGCCACACUUCCGUUCAUACAGAAUGAGGUGCUUUUCUGUAACUCUCCCAUGGUGCAGGUCGGUCUUCAGUGUGGUGACAGGUGAUCCACUAUAAUAUGGACCUAUUCUGGCCUGCCUCGUCUCUGCUUUUUUUCCCCAGACGAUUUUUCUUUUCUUUUUGCCCCCCCCCCCCCCCGGGGUUGUUCCUUCAUGUGGACUACGCAGCUUUUCCUGUCUCUGUUUUUCUUAGCACAGGGGGGCUUGUUCCACGUGUCUGCAAUUUACUCUGAUCCUGUAGUGACCUGUUAUUUUAAAAGCUAAAUUUAAGGCCGUGUCACUCUGAUCUGACUCCAAACGGAUCACAGUCAGCGAGCUCUGCAUGUGACACUUUGCUUGAACAUGGUGUUUUAAAUGUUUAAAAUUGGCACCUUAAUGUGGGGAUAAAAAGUUGUACUGAUGAAAGUAUAUUUGGGUCUGGUAAAACACCAGGUGGUUCCGCUAAUAUUUAUGCCAUGAAACAGCUGCAUUGAAUAAUGUUAAAAACAGAAGGAACUUGAAUUAUUUUGCAUACUUACUUCCCUGAACUGUAGCUUCAUCUAAAAUGACUGAUGACUGUUCUGUAGUAAAUCAGUUCUGUGUGUUGGUAAAUGUAAAUGUCUACCUGCAAGCAGUGUGCCGGUUGCUUUUAAUGUUGGAAGAAAGUUUUUUGCGCUUCUGUAGACGUUUUCCAUACACCAGUAGAUGCAUACUGUCACAGAUAACCUGUAAGCUUGGUGUUCCCACUUCCCUGUCUCGUCCCCUCUGUGCAGCAAUCAUACCAUAUGAUGGUCUAAUGACAUGAGGCCUUUCUGUAUUUACAGUGCAUUUUGCUUGCCUUUUUAAAUAGCAGAUUCUGUUCACUGUAAAAGCUGGUAAUAAAUGCUGGUUUUGAAAUCA